AGGGUGAUAAAACCCUCAGAGCCUCUCAGGAGGAUGAGGAGGAUUACAGCAGAUUAACCACAGAAGAAGAAGAGACCAGAGACUAGAACAGGACUACGGACCAACCAGGACCAAACAGGACAAAACUGGACUCUAACUUGUCAGAGCAGGAUCUAACUGGACUGAGCUGAGUGAGUGUUUUAGUAGACUGAACUGGUCUGUGCUGGUCCGUGCUGGUCCGUGCUGGUCUGUGGGGAACAGGAAGUGGUCUGAUGGAUGGGUUCCAGGCGUACGGGGCGGGGAAGGCAGGUGGAGCUUUUGACCCACUGACCUUCCUCAGACAGCCUCAGACCGCCAUUAGGAUCCUUUGCUGGCUCUUCUCCAUCGUCAUCCUCGGCUGCGUCGCUAAUGAGGGCUACAUCAACCGUCCUGAGGAGGUCGAGGAGUUCUGCAUCUUCAACCGCAACCAUAACGCCUGCAACUAUGCCGUCUCCAUGGCGACGCUGUGCUUCCUCUGCAGCACGGCCUUCUUGGCACUGGACGUGUACUUCCCUCGGAUCAGCAGCGUGAAGGACAGGAAGAAGGCCGUCGUUGCCGACAUUGGGGUGUCAGUGCUCUGGGCUCUGGUGUGGUUUGUGGGCUUCUGCUUUCUGGCCAAUCAGUGGCAGGUUUCUAAACAGGAAGACAACCCUCUUGAUGAAGGUGCCGACGCUGCCAGAGCUGCCAUCGUCUUCUCCUUCUUCUCUGUCUUCACCUGGGUGUCCCAGUGUCUACUGGCCGUCUACAGGUUCAAACUGGGAGCUGAUUCGGCAACGUUCAAUCAGGAGUAUGUCGACCCAAACCAACAGGAAGCUCUGGACGAGGCCCCGCCCACUGAGGAGUAGAGGGGCAGGGCUUACAGACUGACGACACGGCGUCAUCGUGGUGUGUUCUUGUGCUCGUCCUCGACUCAGAAUUCAGCAAAAUGGAGGACGCAAAACAUGAUGCUCCACCAGGGGGUGUGGUCUCUCCGUCAGCAGCCAAUCACAGUCCAGAAAUACAUAAAACAUUAUGUUAGCUAACAUUAACUUUCCAGCUAUAUCAGACUAAUGUAGCUAGUUAGCAUAUGUUACUAGCUACUGAGCUACUAUCUCUAUGGCUAACAUUAGCCACCAUUAAAGACUGGCUCAGUCUUGCUUCCAGUUUAACCCAGUGGCCACAGGCGGUACCACAGCAAAAUAAUCCCCCAAAACUCAUUUCCUGUUAGCUAAUGCUAACAGCUGUCGUUUUAUAUGUAAACUAGACUCUGAUUGGCUACCUCAGAUGCAGGAAACAACCUUUACAGUCUGACAGAGAACAACAAAACAAUGUUUACUAUAAUCCACAGUGUGAUAAUAUAAUCCACAGUGUGAGUUAUUGGUGCUGCAGAUAUUGUUUUUCAUGAUGUAGUUUGUGGUUCUGUGUGUUUCUGUGUUGUGAUAAUAAAGUCAUCAUACAGAUCAA
Messenger RNA from Dicentrarchus labrax (European seabass), 1461 nucleotides. RefSeq names its product synaptogyrin 1a (gene syngr1a). The record is from RefSeq and is a predicted model, not a curated record. The transcript is spliced from 4 exons. Gene Ontology annotation, cellular component: synaptic vesicle membrane; neuromuscular junction. Lineage: Eukaryota; Metazoa; Chordata; Actinopteri; Moronidae. The coding region runs from base 252 to 863 and encodes 203 amino acids.